AUGGAAGAUAUUGGCGCCGUUAACGAGGAAACAGGCCGGGAGCAAUACUCCUUGUCGAAAAGGGGGGCACAUAACUGUGCCCACCGGGACAUCUGGGGGCCCCGAGAAAAGUCGAUGGCGAAUCUGUGGUCACCAGAAAAUCCGGAUGGGUUAGUCAGCCUGUUACUUGCGGAGAACAACAUCCUGCAUGAUGAGAUAUCCGAAUUUUUCAAGCAAAAGAUCAAAAUCAUUCCAGAACAUCAUCUCACCUACGGGCUUGGCCCUCGGGGAUCCCGCCGUCUUCGCCGUGCUGCUGCUGCAUUCGUCAAUGACGAGCUUGGUGCUGUCGAGAAGGUUGAGAGUGACGACAUCAUCGUGACACCAGGCUUGAAUAGUGCCAUAGAAUCACUGGUAUGGGCUAUCUGCGACCCUGGUGAGGGUGUCCUCAUUCCGAAACCACUCUAUAACGGAUUUGCGAUCGAUAUUCUCAACAGAAAUGAGACACAUCUCGUGGGAGUCAGCUAUGAGAGCGUUGACGGCUAUCGUGAAUUGGAUGACCUAUUCAAGCCUGACAUUAAUCGGCUGGCUCUUGAGAAGGGUUUGAGUGAAGCAGAAAAGCGUGGAAUCAAGAUUCGCGCUCUUUUGAUAUCGCACCCGCACAACCCUCUUGGACGUUGCUACCCGACGGAUACGCUACAAGAAUUCAUGGUCUUCUGCAGCCAAAAUCAUCUUCAUUUCAUUUCUGAUGAAAUAUACGCUAAAUCUGUGUUCCAUAAUCCAGAUUUGCCAAACCAGGUGCCUUUCGUAUCGACUGCUUCUCUGUCGCCUAACCCGCUCGGGUCAAACUUCCACCACAUACUCUACGGUGCAAGUAAGGACUUGUGUGCAAACGGAUUGCGGUUGGGGUUUCUGUGUACAGGAAACAAAGGCAUUUUAGCCGCAAUGUCGAGCAACAAUUUCUUCUCCUGGUCGCCACAUGUUCUUCAGGAUGUCUGGGCCGCUAUGCUGGAAGAUAAACAAUGGUUCGACACCAUGAUCCAGAAAAAGAACAAAUUGAUGGCCGAGCAAUAUGCGAUUAUUAGCUCGUUCUUUCAUGCGCGCAAUAUCUACUCUUUUCCAAUGAACGCUGGCUUAUUUGUUUGGGUGGACUUUCGACGAUUGCUAUUGUCCAAAGCGCUACGGGGCAAAUCGGAUUAUGGAGCUCUGAGGGCAAAAAGUGGCAGCGCUAUCUACAAGCAACGUGAAACAGAGAUUGCGGAUAUUUGCACUCGAAACGGUGUGCAGAUAGCGCCUGGCAGCAAGUUCGAGUCAGAGGAGUAUGGUUGGUUCCGUAUCACGUUUACGGUACCAAGAAAUGUGCUCGAAGAAGGUUUACGCCGUCUUGCGACGUCAUUGAAGGAAAUUGAGGCGAGAGACUGGGAGUAA
Messenger RNA from Clonostachys byssicola, 1404 nucleotides. The record is from the annotation of a GenBank genome assembly. NCBI's taxonomy places the organism in Eukaryota, Fungi, Ascomycota, Sordariomycetes, Hypocreales, Bionectriaceae.